Messenger RNA from Aspergillus alliaceus, 8326 nucleotides. It is a transcript of the gene prp8, whose product is annotated as U4/U6-U5 snRNP complex subunit PRP8. Gene Ontology annotation, molecular function: U5 snRNA binding; U2 snRNA binding; pre-mRNA intronic binding. Gene Ontology annotation, biological process: spliceosomal tri-snRNP complex assembly; mRNA splicing, via spliceosome. The coding region runs from base 234 to 7808 and encodes 2524 amino acids. The record is from RefSeq and is a predicted model, not a curated record. Gene Ontology annotation, cellular component: U5 snRNP; catalytic step 2 spliceosome. NCBI's taxonomy places the organism in Eukaryota, Fungi, Ascomycota, Eurotiomycetes, Eurotiales, Aspergillaceae. The transcript has a single exon.
GCGCCUUUCAUCACCUGUUGUGAGAAGGGGAUCGUCCAGGAGUUGUUUUCUUCUUCGGGGUUACGGUUUCACUCCUCGGCGCCAAUAUUUAGAGUUUAAUACCACUCCCCGACCGCUUUUGUUGAUGAUUCGCGGUUGUUAAUGACAUUUUUUUAUUUCAACGUGACGCGACUUGCCCGAGCAUCAACUUCAAGUCGAAAGAGCAAGGGUUUUUAUUAGCCUCCAUCUCCACAAUGUCAUCACUACCCCCUCCUCCACCUCCAGGAUGGGGUGCAUCGGCACCGCCGUCGAUGCCUCUGGCUCCGCCGCCGCCGGGAUAUCAGCCACCAGCUGAUCCGACCGUCGCAAAAUUCGCUCAGAAGAAGAACGACUGGUUACGGACGCAACGAAAUCGAUUUGGAGAGAAGAGAAAGGGUGGCUUCGUCGAAACACAGAAGGCGGACAUGCCGCCGGAGCAUUUACGAAAGAUUGUGCGGGAUAUCGGCGACGUAUCACAGAAGAAGUUCAGCAACGAAAAGCGUAGCUAUCUCGGCGCACUUAAAUUCAUGCCUCAUGCGGUUUUGAAGCUACUGGAAAACAUGCCUAUGCCUUGGGAGUCUGCUAGGGAAGUGAAGGUGCUAUACCAUGUCAACGGCUGUCUCACGAUAGUCAAUGAGACUCCCAGAGUUAUCGAACCCAUCUUCCACGCUCAGUGGGCGACAAUGUGGGUUUGUAUGCGCAGAGAAAAGAGUGACCGCAGACACUUCAAGAGAAUGCGCUUUCCUCCCUUCGAUGAUGAAGAACCACCAUUGUCCUGGUCGGAGAAUAUCGAGGACGUUGAGCCUUUGGAGCCGAUUCAGAUGGAACUCGACGAGAAUGAGGACUCCCCUGUCUACGAAUGGCUCUAUGAUCACCGACCUCUCCUUGAUACCCCUCACGUUAAUGGUCCUAGCUAUAAGAAGUGGAACUUAACACUCCCGCAGAUGGCAACACUUUAUCGUUUAAGUCAUCAGCUACUUAGCGACGUGGUAGACGAGAACUAUUUCCACAUGUUCGAUUUGAAUAGUUUCUUUACAGCGAAGGCCCUGAAUGUUGCUAUCCCCGGUGGUCCGCGCUUCGAACCUUUAUACAAGGACAUUGACCCCAAUGACGAAGACUUCAGCGAGUUCAACGCCAUCGACCGUAUUAUUUUCCGCGCGCCCAUUCGCACGGAAUACAGAGUCGCUUAUCCUUUUCUGUACAAUACUUUACCGAGAAGCGUGAAAGUUUCUUGGUAUUCUCAUCCUCAAGUUGUCUACGUUCGGACCGACGACCCUAACCUUCCCGCUUUCUACUUCGACCCCGUAAUUAACCCAAUCUCAUCUCGUUCCGUCGCGCCGAAGAACAUUACCGUAAGCCAUGAAGAUGAGCUUUUCGGACCUGGAAACAAUGAAGACGAGUUUGAGCUUCCCGGAGAAGUCGAGCCUUUCUUCGCUGAUGAGGAGCUAUACACCUCCGAAACUGCCUCUGCUAUUGCGCUCUGGUGGGCUCCUCACCCGUUCAACAAGCGCUCUGGAAAGAUGGUGCGUGCACAGGAUGUGCCAUUGGUGAAGCAAUGGUACAUGGAACACUGCCCCCAGGGCCAGCCCGUUAAAGUCCGCGUGUCUUACCAGAAGCUUUUGAAAACCUAUGUUCUUAACGAGCUUCAUAAGAAGACGCCUAAGGCUCAGAACAAGCAGAAUCUGUUGAGAACUCUGAAAUCGACCAAGUUCUUCCAGCAGACAACCAUCGACUGGGUUGAGGCUGGUUUGCAAGUCUGUCGUCAGGGUUUCAACAUGCUCAACUUGUUGAUUCAUCGCAAAAACUUGACAUACUUGCAUCUGGACUACAACUUUAACUUGAAGCCGGUCAAGACUCUGACCACGAAGGAGCGAAAGAAGUCUCGUUUCGGAAAUGCUUUCCACCUGAUGAGAGAAAUUCUGCGUCUUACCAAGCUGAUUGUGGAUGCGCAGGUUCAAUACCGUCUGGGCAACAUUGAUGCUUUCCAACUAGCUGAUGGUAUUCUUUAUGCUUUCAACCACGUUGGACAGCUGACAGGUAUGUACCGUUAUAAGUACAAGUUGAUGCAUCAGAUUCGUUCCUGUAAAGAUCUGAAGCAUUUGAUCUAUUACCGAUUCAACUCUGGGCCGGUCGGUAAGGGUCCUGGAUGCGGCUUCUGGGCGCCGGCAUGGCGUGUGUGGCUCUUCUUUAUGCGUGGUAUCAUCCCUCUCCUUGAGAGAUGGCUUGGGAACUUGCUGUCUCGUCAAUUCGAGGGCCGCCACAGCAAGGGUGUCGCGAAGACAGUCACCAAGCAGCGUGUGGAGUCCCAUUUCGAUCUUGAACUUCGUGCUUCUGUUAUGGCCGAUUUGAUGGACAUGAUGCCAGAAGGCAUCAAGCAGAACAAAAUCAAUACCGUCCUUCAACAUCUCUCGGAGGCUUGGAGAUGCUGGAAGAGUAACAUUCCGUGGAAGGUUCCUGGAUUACCCGCUCCUAUCGAAAACAUCAUCCUCCGUUAUGUUAAGAGCAAGGCCGACUGGUGGAUUUCUGUGGCGCAUUACAACCGUGAACGAAUUCGCCGAGGUGCUACGGUAGACAAGACCGUUGCCAAGAAGAAUCUUGGCCGACUCACUCGGCUUUGGCUCAAGGCGGAGCAGGAGAGGCAACACAACUAUCUGAAGGAUGGUCCUUACGUGUCGUCCGAAGAAGCUGUAGCUAUCUACACUACUAUGGUACAUUGGCUUGAGUCCCGCAAGUUUUCUCCAAUCCCCUUCCCUAGUGUCUCAUACAAGCACGAUACCAAGAUCUUGAUCCUUGCUCUGGAACGCUUGCGUGAAGCGUACUCUGUUAAAGGCAGACUCAAUCAGAGCCAGCGUGAGGAGCUUGCUCUUAUUGAACAGGCCUACGAUUCUCCUGGAACGACACUGGCUAGAAUCAAGAGAUUCCUCUUGACACAGAGAGCGUUCAAAGAAGUCGGGAUUGAUAUGAAUGAUAACUAUAGCCAUAUCAAUCCCGUGUAUGACGUCGAGCCCAUUGAGAAGAUCACUGAUGCUUAUCUAGACCAGUAUCUCUGGUACCAGGCGGAACAGCGCCACCUCUUCCCUUCUUGGAUCAAGCCCUCUGAUUCUGAAGUUCCUCCUCUGCUGACGUACAAGUGGGCACAAGGCAUCAAUAACUUAUCCAAUGUUUGGGAGACUGCUGAUGGUGAGACGAACGUCAUGAUCGAGACGGAGCUAUCUAAGGUUUACGAGAAGAUUGAUCUCACGUUAUUGAACCGACUACUGCGCUUGGUCAUGGAUCAUAACUUGGCUGACUACAUCACCUCCAAAAAUAACGUGCAACUCAGUUAUAAGGACAUGAACCACACGAACAGCUACGGUUUGAUUCGGGGCUUGCAAUUUUCCGGCUUCGUCUUCCAGUUCUAUGGCUUGAUGAUUGAUCUGCUGCUCCUUGGACUUCAGAGAGCUAGUGAAAUGGCUGGCCCCCCUCAGAGUCCUAAUGACUUCCUGCAGUUUAGGGACCGCGCCACUGAAACCAGACACCCUAUCCGUUUGUACACCCGCUAUGUCGACAAGAUAUGGGUAUUCUUCAGGUUUUCUGCAGACGAGUCUAGGGACCUGAUACAACGCUUUUUAACGGAAAAUCCAGAUCCCAAUUUCGAAAACGUCAUUGGAUAUAAGAAUAAGAAGUGUUGGCCGCGUGAUUGCCGGAUGCGUUUGAUGCGGCAUGAUGUCAACUUGGGUCGCGCUGUAUUCUGGGAUUUGAAGAACCGUAUGCCGAGAUCCAUCACGACGAUCGAAUGGGAUGAUACUUUUGCUAGCGUUUACAGCAAGGAUAAUCCUAACCUUCUGUUCUCCAUGUCUGGCUUUGAGGUUCGCAUUCUUCCGAAGAUCCGCAAUCAAAAUGAAGAGUUCUCCGUGAAGGAUAGUGUCUGGUCUCUGGUCGACAACACGACUAAGGAACGCACGGCUCACGCCUUCCUUCAGGUCACAGAGGAAGACAUUCAGAAGUUUAACAACAGAAUCCGGCAGAUUCUCAUGUCUUCCGGUUCCACAACGUUCACCAAGAUCGCGAACAAGUGGAACACCGCAUUGAUUGCUCUCUUCACAUAUUACCGUGAAGCCGCUGUCUCGACUGUCAACCUUUUGGACACGAUCGUCAAGUGCGAGACCAAGAUUCAGACCCGUGUCAAGAUUGGGCUGAACUCCAAGAUGCCGUCUCGUUUCCCUCCGGCUGUUUUCUACACCCCGAAAGAACUGGGAGGUCUUGGUAUGAUCUCUGGAUCCCACAUCCUCAUCCCUGCUAGCGACAAGCGGUGGUCGAAGCAAACUGAUACGGGCAUUACUCACUUCCGAGCUGGUAUGUCCCACGACGAGGAGACUUUGAUCCCGAACAUCUUCAGAUACAUCAUUCCUUGGGAAGCCGAGUUCAUCGACUCCCAGAGAGUGUGGAUGGAAUAUUCUCAGAAGCGACAGGAGGCCCAACAACAAAACCGCCGUUUGACGCUCGAAGAUCUGGAAGACAGCUGGGACCGUGGUCUUCCCCGUAUCAACACCCUCUUCCAGAAAGAUCGCAGUACUCUCAGCUUUGAUAAGGGAUUUCGUCUUAGGGCAGAGUUCAAACAGUACCAGCUGAUGAAGAGCAACCCAUUCUGGUGGACAAGCCAGCGUCACGAUGGUAAACUGUGGAACCUGAACGCCUACCGCACUGACGUCAUCCAGGCUCUUGGUGGUGUCGAAACGAUUUUGGAACACACUCUUUUCAAGGCCACGGCUUUCCCAUCGUGGGAGGGUCUGUUCUGGGAACGUGCUUGUCUUGCCAAGGGAACCCGGCUGUUACGAUAUGAUGGCAGUGAAGUCGAAGUCCAGGAUGUUAAAGAAGGAGACCUCCUUCUUGGUCCUGAUGGUGGUCCUCGGCGUGCAUUCAACAUAGUGAAUGGUAGUGACCGUCUCUAUCGUAUUAAGAUCGGUGGGGACAACGAGGAUCUCGUUGUUACGACGAACCAUAUCCUAGUGUUCCACCGGGAGAGGGGAGCUAGACUCGAUAGUGAUGAUGAUGAUAAACUGCCCGAACUUUCGGCGGCAGAACGAUACGAUACUGUAGAGAUGACUGCCGCUGAAUUUGCUUGCCUUAGCCCCGAGGAACGGGGCCACUAUCGCGCCUUCAGAAGUCCUGACCUCAAAGGCGUCGAACGCUCCAUCCCUCAACAACAUAGCUUCAUAAUCCAGGAUAUUAGCCUCGAAAGUGAAGCUACGGAGUGGGCCGGUUUCCGAGUUGAUAGAGAUCAGCUUUACUUACGACACGACUACCUUGUUCUGCACAACAGUGGAUUCGAAGAGAGCAUGAAGUUCAAGAAACUUACCAAUGCUCAAAGAUCCGGUUUGAAUCAGAUCCCUAACCGUCGGUUCACCCUGUGGUGGUCUCCAACCAUCAACCGUGCCAACGUCUAUGUUGGUUUCCAAGUCCAACUCGAUCUUACUGGUAUCUUCUUGCACGGAAAGAUCCCAACCCUCAAGAUCUCCUUGAUUCAGAUCUUCCGGGCCCAUUUGUGGCAGAAGAUUCACGAGUCCGUUGUUAUGGAUUUGUGUCAAGUCUUCGAUCAGGAGCUUGACCAGCUGGGCAUUGAGGCCGUCCAGAAGGAGACUAUUCAUCCACGUAAAUCGUAUAAGAUGAAUAGUUCAUGCGCAGACAUUUUACUCUUCGCGACGAAUAAAUGGAACGUUACCCGGCCCUCCUUGCUGUUUGAUACCAAGGAUGUUUACGAACCUACCACUACGAACAAGUUCUGGCUUGACGUGCAGCUGAGAUACGGUGACUACGAUUCUCACGAUAUCGAGAGAUAUGUUCGUGCGAAGUAUCUGGACUAUACGACCGACAGCAUGAGCAUUUAUCCUUCUGCUACCGGUUUGAUGAUCGGAAUUGAUCUCGCGUACAACCUAUAUUCGGCAUAUGGACAAUACUUCCCUGGUCUCAAGACUUUGAUCCAGCAAGCUAUGGCUAAGGUCAUGAAGGCCAACCCCGCCUUGUAUGUGCUGAGGGAGCGUAUCAGGAAGGGUCUGCAACUGUAUGCUUCUGAGAGCAACCAAGAGUUCCUUAACUCGCAGAACUACUCGGAGCUCUUCAGUCCCCAAAUUCAGCUCUUCAUUGAUGAUACUAAUGUGUACCGUGUCACCAUCCACAAGACUUUUGAAGGCAAUCUGACAACCAAGCCAAUUAACGGUGCCAUUUUCAUCUUCAACCCCAGAACUGGACAGCUCUUCCUUAAGAUUAUCCACACAAGCGUUUGGGCGGGACAGAAGCGUCUGGGUCAAUUGGCUAAGUGGAAGACUGCGGAAGAAGUGGCGGCCCUCAUUCGAUCCUUGCCCGUUGAAGAACAGCCGAAACAGCUUAUUGUCACUCGGAAGGGUCUUUUGGACCCACUUGAGGUCCACCUUCUUGACUUCCCUAACAUUUCGAUCCGUGCUUCUGAGCUCCAGCUGCCAUUCCAGGCCGCCAUGAAGGUGGAGAAGCUGGCUGACAUGAUUCUUCGGGCGACAGAGCCUCAGAUGGUUCUCUUCAACCUUUACGAUGAAUGGCUGAAGUCCAUCUCACCUUAUACCGCCUUCUCCCGACUCAUUCUCAUCCUCCGUGCGCUUCAUGUCAACAUUGACAAGGCUAAGAUCAUCCUGAGACCCGAUAAGACUGUUAUUACCCAGGAGCACCACAUUUGGCCCUCGCUAUCUGAUGAGGAUUGGAUCAAGGUCGAGGUGCAGCUGCGUGAUCUGAUUCUUAAUGACUAUGGAAAGAAGAACAAUGUCAACGUUCAGAGCUUGACCAGCAGCGAAGUCAGGGAUAUAAUCCUCGGUAUGGAGAUCAGUGCGCCUUCGUUGCAGCGACAGCAGGCGGCCGAGAUUGAGAAGCAGCAGGAAGAGCAGAAGCAGCUUACCGCUGUCACAACGAAGACCCAGAACGUCCGUGGCGAAGAGAUCAUCGUGACCACCACCUCACAGUACGAGCAGCAGUCUUUCGCGUCCAAGACUGAAUGGCGCACCCGGGCUAUUGCGACAUCCAACUUGCGGACUAGGGCGAACAACAUCUACAUCUCUUCGGACGACAUUCGUGAUGAAGGGUACACUUAUAUCAUGCCCAAGAACGUCCUCAAGCGAUUCAUCACCAUCGCGGAUCUUCGUGUCCAAGUUGCCGGUUACCUCUAUGGUAGCUCGCCGCCCGACAACGACCAAGUAAAGGAGAUUCGCACAAUCGUCAUGAUCCCGCAGGUCGGAAAUACUCGGGAGGUCCAGCUGCCGCACAAGUUACCCCAGCACGACUAUCUGAAUAACCUCGAGCCCCUGGGCGUUAUCCAUACCAUCUCUGGUAACGAGCCGCCCUACAUGACGGCAAUGGAUGUCACACAACACGCCCGACUGAUGAAUGAGCAUUCCAGCUGGGAUAAGAAGACGGUGACCAUGACCGUUUCAUUCACCCCGGGGUCCGUGUCACUCGCUGCUUGGGGCCUCACACCACAAGGGUACAAGUGGGGUGCCGAGAACAGGGAUACGACGUCGGACCAACCGCAGGGCUUCUCGACCAGCAUGGGUGAGAAGUGCCAGCUGUUACUCAGUGACAAGAUUCGCGGUUACUUCCUGGUUCCCGAGGAUAACGUCUGGAACUAUAGUUUCAUGGGCAGCUCCUUCGGCAGUGUCGAGAAGCGGCCAGUCUAUGUGAAGAUCGACACGCCCCUGAGGUUUUAUGACGAUCAACACCGGCCACUGCAUUUCCAAAACUUUGCAGAACUGGAGGAUAUUUGGGUUGAUCGAUCUGAUAACUUUGCAUGAUCUGCGACAGUCUUUCAGAAGGCGUUGGAAACGUUAUGUAUGAUUGAAUUUUCUUUUCUUUUGUUGUUUUACUCAUUAUUCAUUACUGAAGUCUAUUCCUCAUCUGGUUUCCUCCUCCCCCUUUUUCUAUUUGUGCUAUAGUGUUUUUAACUUAUUCCUCUUAUUUUUGUUUUUUCAUGAUGGCGAUGUUUCUUUUUAUUUUUUAAUCGAUGUCCCAAGAGGGAAAAUAAAAAGCGAGGGAUGCAUAUGGUUUAAGUUACACACAAUCAUGCAACAGUAUGGAGACAACAUUGGCAGGUUUCAUUUGCAUGUACAGUAAAAAGGGACUCUUGGUUUGAGAGGUUUUAGCAGUUAAUAAUAUAUUGAUCAGCCGGCAUAAAAAGAUGUACAAUUGAGAUUCUAGAGUGGAUCGGACCCUUCUUUCCCGUUUCCGCUGUUGCUGAUAUGAGGAGCAAUUGAAAGUGGGUAAUUUUCAGGAGAGGGGUACAUUAGAUGGAAUGGGAUAAACAACUUUUUUU